This is a messenger RNA of Amphibalanus amphitrite, 537 nucleotides long. Its product is annotated as androgen-induced gene 1 protein-like. The transcript has 5 exons. The record is from RefSeq and is a predicted model, not a curated record. Bases 1 to 537 code for a protein of 178 amino acids. Gene Ontology annotation, cellular component: endomembrane system; membrane. Lineage: Eukaryota; Metazoa; Arthropoda; Thecostraca; Balanomorpha; Balanidae.
AUGGGGCCUGUGGUGAACGAUCUCUUUGGCAGCAACACUUUCGACAAGAGCAAGGUCACCAAGCUGCAGAAGAUCCGUGACGUCUUCUUCACAUCCAUUGCUCUUCCCGUGGGAAUGCUGGUGAGCAUCAUGUUCUGGGGCGUGUUUUUCGUGGACCGCGAGCUGGUGUUCCCGGCCAUCCUGGACGCGCACUACCCGGCGCUGCUGAACCACGGCGUGCACACCAUGCCGCUGCUGAUCGGCCUGCUGGAGGUGGCGCUGGAGCGGCACAACUACGCCUGCAACCGGCUCUCGCUCGGCCUGCUGAUGGGCUUCCUCGCCACCUACCUCGGAUGGACGCUGCAUUUGGCGCUGGUGGAGAAUCUCUGGGUGUACGGCAUCCUGCGCGUGCUGAGCUGGCCCAUGCGCGUGGCGUUUAUGGGUGUGAAUCUGCUCAUCGGAGUCUGUCUCUUCUUCCUCGGCAAGGGAUUCGAUAACUUCGUCUGGGGUAACGAGAAGGCGCUGGCGCAGGUCGACUCGACCAAAAAGCGGCGCUGA